AUGGCGCUCUACGUCUGGGGCCACAACACGUCGCAGCAGCUCGGACUCGGUGUCGCCGACGACCAAGUCGUCGAAGUGACGCAAGUACAAGCGCUACGCAAUGAAGUGAUCGUGGCUUUUUCGGCCGGGGAGCGCCACUCACUCGCACUGAACGAAUUCGGCCACGUGUUUGCCUGGGGCCGCGGCCGAGAGGGUCAACUCGGGCUGGGCGACGUCAUUGGCGUCACUGGGGCCGUGUCGACGCCUCGUCGCAUUCAUGACGCACUGGCCAGUCACUUUGUUACGAACGUCUCAUGUGGCGACUCGCACUCACUGGCGCUCACGGUCUCAGGUGACGUGUUCAUGUGGGGGCUAUUGCCCGUGACCAACAUUCUGCCGCAUGCUACGGAUGACGCGUCGGACCGACAGACAGUCGCGCUGAUGGGCCUGUCUCAGGCAGAAGUGCCGCGGGGUAGGGUUGAAGAAGAAGAAGAAAAAGACGGGGCGCCGGCCAUGCGUCACCCAGGAGGUUCGCGCGUCAUGGCUCGUCUGCUGGAUUCCAUGCACGACGUCUAUGAACACGCGACGAACGACGAGAACAUUAAGGUGCAGACGGUGCGUGCGUCGUGCCGGACGCCCCGUCUAUGCACCGGUGUACUUGUGAGACAAGUUGUGACCAACAUAGCCGCGGGAUUCGCCCAUUCUUUGGUCACGACGCGCGACGGGGCGGUCUUUAGCUGCGGAUACAAUGAUAAUGGGCAAUUAGGCCUUGGCACGAGACGCCAUGCAGCUGAAUUCCAGCGUAUUGAGGCCCUGGAGACGUAUCGUAUCGACCAUAUUGCCUGUGGGCAGCAACACUCGCUCGCUUGCUCGAGACUUUUGGAUGCUUCGACUCGUUUGAAUGACCAUGACGAUGUGCGAUCCGGCGUGUGUUUCUCGUGGGGGUUUGGAGUCCUCGGGCAGCUUGGAACGGGCGCUCACAUCGCGUGGAGUCCACAAGAAGUGAAACUCGUGCGCCCAGCCGUUUCUGUUGCAGCAGGGAGUCACCAUAGUGUUGCAGUCACAGAUGAUGGCAACGUGUAUACGUGGGGUCAUAGUGAAUACGGCCAGCACGGCGCUGGUGAGACGUUUAACGAUCUCCAGCACAGCGCUCACUACUUUUUCCCUCGAUUGCAACAAGCGCUUGCUGACGAUCCUCAUAUCCACGUGGAAAGCGUGAGCUGCAGUUCACACGCGACGUUUGCAUUGACGCGGGAUGGGUCGCUCAUGUCGUGGGGCUGGAAUGCUUUUGGCGUCUUGGGUAAUGGCAAGUACCAGCACUCGGUGCACCCUCAGCGAGUCUUUGGACUCAAGGAUAACGUCGCUGUCGCAGUCGGAGCAGGAUCGAACCACUGCGCAGUGGCCGUGCGACCACGUGGAGCUCAUUACUCGCUGAGCUACGAUCGGGUACUUGCAAACGUGGAUUUCGCCGACCUCGUGUUCACUGUAGGAGCGCCAUUGAAACUCGAGCGCAUCAAAGCUCAUCGGGUCGUUCUGUGCGCGCGUAGCAGCUACAUCCGAGGAUACUUGCGCAUUUUGGAUCAGACCGUUGACUCUCAAGCGAUUCAAAGUGGCGAACAUGGUAGCAAAAAAGAAGGAGAUGGAGACGAAGACGUGGUUGCUAUCGACUUGUUCCAGGACGUUGAUGCGCAGGUUGUCCACGCUUUCUUGACGUUCUUGUACACCAGUCGUCUCGAAGUUGUCAGUCAUAAGCGAAAGGCGCUAGGCAAGUUUGCAAGCAGCGUCUGCUGCGAUGCACUCGUGGUGUUGUGCCUUGACACGUGGCGUAAAGAACGAGUAGCGUCGCAAUCAUCGUCCUCUUUACGGCCUUCAGGAUCCCCCUUAGGAGACCAAUCUGCUACUUCGGAAGCGCGACAAUUUGGGGAAGAUAUGCAGAGAAUGGUGCUGUCUGAAGCACUUGCAGACGUCGUGUUGCUAUGGCCGAUCGAAGAGGAUCCAGCCGUCAAGACGUUCGAGCGUUUACCAGCACACAAAGCUGUGCUUUCACAAGUCAAGUACUUCCGCACGAUGUUCAUGGGUGGCUUCAGGGAAGGCAAGACGUUGCAAAGGACAAUAGGGGACCCGACAGACUCGAUCCAUGAAGUCUCACUGCAGUAUAUGCACCGCGACGGCGUCUCGCUCGAGGCGUUCAAGAGACUAUUGCUCUGGAUUUACACGGGCAGCUUUGAGCUCUUGAGCGCCCAACUCGAUGAACCAAGCGAGCUCAUGGAUUUGUAUGUCGGUGCAAGUCUCCUUGGUCUCACGGUGCUGGCCAACAGAUGCGAGCUGCAGCUCGUAGAGCUUUUGCCUCAGCUAGGUACCGACUCGUUGCGAGCAUGCGAAGAUUUCGCCGAGCGAUACGACGCCCAGCGAUUGCAGAGUAUGAGCCAGCAGGUGCUCAAGAAACAGCUCUCGACGAAUGAUUGA
Peronospora matthiolae is the source of this 2445-nucleotide messenger RNA. The record is from the annotation of a GenBank genome assembly. NCBI's taxonomy places the organism in Eukaryota, Oomycota, Peronosporomycetes, Peronosporales, Peronosporaceae.